Molecule: messenger RNA, 2346 nt
Organism: Naumovozyma castellii
Lineage: Eukaryota; Fungi; Ascomycota; Saccharomycetes; Saccharomycetales; Saccharomycetaceae
Gene: ACO1
Product: aconitate hydratase ACO1
Exons: 1
Coding region: 1-2346 (781 amino acids)
Source: RefSeq, a predicted model, not a curated record
AUGCUAUCGGCACGUACUUCCAUUUUAAGGAAUACCUUCUCUAAGAGAGGGCUAGCCACGGUCUCCAACUUGACUAGAGACUCCAAAGUCAACCAAAACUUAUUGGAAGAUCAUUCUUUCAUCAAUUAUAAGCAAAAUGUCGAAAAUAUGAAUAUCGUCAAGAAGAGAUUAAAUAGACCCCUUACUUACGCUGAAAAGAUCCUUUAUUCUCAUCUUGAUAAUCCACAAGAACAAGAUAUUCAAAGAGGUGUCUCUUAUUUGAAAUUAAGACCUGAUCGUGUCGCAUGUCAAGAUGCUACCGCACAAAUGGCUAUUUUACAAUUUAUGUCUGCUGGUCUUCCAGAAGUCGCUAAACCAGUAACCGUUCACUGUGAUCAUUUAAUUCAAGCUCAAGUUGGUGGUGAAAAGGAUUUAAAGAGAGCUGUCGACCUAAAUAAGGAAGUCUUUGAUUUCUUAGCUACUGCUACAGCUAAAUAUAAUAUGGGUUUCUGGAAACCAGGGUCUGGUAUUAUUCAUCAAAUUGUCUUGGAAAAUUAUGCCUUCCCAGGUGCAUUAAUGAUCGGUACUGAUUCUCAUACUCCAAAUGCUGGUGGGUUAGGUCAAUUGGCCAUUGGUGUUGGUGGUGCUGAUGCUGUUGAUGUUAUGGCUGAUUUACCAUGGGAAUUAAAGGCUCCAAAGAUUUUAGGUGUCAAGUUAACAGGUAGAAUGAACGGAUGGACUUCUCCAAAGGAUAUUAUCUUAAAAUUGGCUGGUAUUACAACCGUUAAAGGUGGUACCGGUAAGAUUGUUGAAUAUUUCGGUGAAGGUGUAGACACUUUCUCAGCUACUGGUAUGGGUACUAUUUGUAAUAUGGGUGCUGAAAUUGGUGCUACUACUUCUGUUUUCCCAUAUAAUCAAUCUAUGAUUGAUUAUUUGAAAGCUACUCGUCGUGGUAAGAUUGCUGAUUUUGCUAAAUUAUAUCAAAAAGAUUUAUUAUCUGCUGAUCCAAACUGUGGAUAUGAUGAAGUUAUUGAAUUAGAUUUGAAUACUUUGGAGCCAUACGUUAAUGGUCCAUUUACUCCAGAUUUGGCUACUCCAAUCUCUAAGAUGAAGGAUGUUGCUGUGGCUAAUGGAUGGCCAUUAGACGUUAGAGUAGGUUUAAUUGGUUCUUGUACUAACUCUUCAUAUGAAGAUAUGUCUCGUGCUGCUUCCAUUAUUAAAGAUGCCGCUUCUCAUGGUUUAAAGGCAAAGACUAUCUUCACAGUUACUCCAGGUUCUGAACAAAUUAGAGCUACCAUUGAACGUGAUGGUCAAUUAGAAACUUUUAAAGAAUUUGGUGGUAUCGUCUUAGCUAAUGCCUGUGGUCCAUGUAUUGGUCAAUGGGAUCGUCAAGAUAUUAAGAAGGGUGAAAAAAAUACAAUUGUUUCAUCUUAUAACAGAAACUUCACUUCUAGAAAUGAUGGUAAUCCACAAACUCAUGCCUUUGUUGCAUCUCCAGAAUUAGUUACUGCCUUUGCCAUUGCUGGUGAUUUGAGAUUUAAUCCAAUUACAGAUAAAUUAAAGGAUAAAGCUGGUAAUGAAUUCAUGUUGAAACCACCAUUUGGUAAUGGUCUACCAGAAGAUGGUUAUGAUCCAGGUAACAACACUUACUCUGCUCCUCCAAAGACUCGUGACUCUGUUGCUGUCAGUAUUGCUCCAAACUCAGAUCGUUUACAAAAACUAACGGCUUUUGAAGCUUGGGAUGGUAAGGAUCCAAAAAAUAUGCCAAUCUUAAUUAAAUCUUUAGGUAAGACUACUACUGAUCAUAUUUCAAUGGCUGGUCCUUGGUUGAAAUAUAGAGGUCAUUUGGAAAAUAUUUCAAAUAACUAUAUGAUUGGUGCCAUUAACGCUGAAAAUAAUAAGGCUAACAGUGUGAAAAACGUUUACACUGGUGAAUAUAAGGGUGUUCCAGACACUGCCAGAGAUUACAGAGAUCAAGGUAUUAAGUGGGUUGUCAUUGGUGGUGAAAAUUUCGGUGAAGGUUCAUCUCGUGAACAUGCUGCUCUAGAACCAAGAUUCCUAGGUGGUUGUGCUAUUAUUACUAAAUCAUUCGCACGUAUUCAUGAAACUAACUUGAAGAAACAAGGUUUAUUACCAUUGAACUUUAAGAAUCCAGCUGAUUAUGACAAGAUUAACCCAGAUGAUAAGAUUGAUUUGUUAGGUCUAGAUAAAUUAGCCCCAGGUGUUGAUAUUACUAUGAGAGUUCAUCCAAAGAAUGGUAAACCAUGGGAUGCUCAAUUAACUCAUACUUACAACUCAGAACAAAUUGAUUGGUUCAAGGAAGGUUCUGCUUUGAAUAAGAUCAGAAAGGAUAGAUUAGGUGCAUAA